AUGGAGGAGCAGAAGGUCUGGUUCUCCAAAGACACCCUGGAAGACUGGAAUGAGUUGCUGCUUGUUGGCGCUGGUUACCAUGACAAUGAGAAGUGGCACCAAUCUUGGGGAAUACUUGGUGCGGUCCAAAAGCCGGGGUCUGACGACGGCAAGAGGGGGGAGGCAGAGGAUGUUUUCCCCCGGCCGCUUUGGACCGAUGAAAGAGGUGAGUUGACGCGCCUGAUUGAAAAAGGAGAUGUUAGAAAGUUUGGAGGAAGUGACAAAAAGGCCUUCCAACUUGCGUUUGAAAGUACGAUGUUGAACUCCGAGAAGCCCGAGAGCAACAUCCUGUUGGAGGAGGAGAUGCCGGAGGUCGGCGCUCCAGCAUGUCUUCCCACCAGAGGGGAAGGUCGUAAGAAUGAGCGCAGAUGGCUUGGUGACUUGGUGUCCGCCUUCUACCUCUUUGGAGAAGGGGUGAAUCUCGAUGAGCCACAGAGUGUGCUAGUGUUUGAGUUCUUUACUGAGAUUGAAGCCGUAGGCAGGGCUUCGGAACUAGCAGGACAGGAAGUUGAUCGCCUGGUAAUCAUCGAGAAGGACCCUGAGUUUGAAGAUUUGUCGCGACCGGAAGCUUUUGGAGUAGUGAAACCGGGAAAGUUCUUAGAUGAUAACCGCCCCAUUUUGAGGUUGAUCAUGGACUUCAAAGGAACGAAUGCGGCAACUAGAGUACUAGAGGGAGAUGUGAGGAGUUUGAUGGGAGCGCCGGCUUUGCAGCGCGUAGUGUUGCCUGCUGGGAAGGUUGUCCGACUGAUUGGAGUAUUGCAACAUGCCCAUCGAAGAUUGGCCCUGGGAUCGCCGUUGAGUGGCGGAGGAGGUCUUCUGGGAAAGUGUGAGAUCCGUAGAGACAGCGUCUUUCCCAACCUAGAGGAGGAGGACGCACUAUGCUACUUGUGGAAGGACGUUUCAGACGGUGCAGCCUCAUUCAACUUGACGCAAAGUCAGUGGAGUAGUUCUGAUGGCUGGAUCCAGUCAAGCAUUGAGGACUGGGAGCUAGGCUGCCCGCUUGAGGAGGAAGCAGAUGAUGUUGGAGGAGAGGGGAUCAACCUGGAGGAGCCGCAGAGCGUCUUGGGAGUUCACCUACAGGAUCCUCGAUCCAAGUUUUUCUAUAAGUAUGUGGAGGUUCUGGGGUGGAUUGAAGAUGUGGCAAGAGAGAUGAGAGUGUGGUGUGUCAAGAUGGUUGAAAAUGCGGUCGGCGAUGAUGAAGGUAUAAAAGAAAUGAGUCAGCAGCUAGGGUGUCGCCCCUGUAUAUGUGCGCGAGUGGCAAAGAAAGGAGCACCUCAACCUGCACGAGCUGAGGGCAAUCCUGAGGAGCUUGGAAAGGAUGCCCAGGAGGGAAAUGAAGAGAAGAGAGUCCGAGAAAGGCUGUCAGUACAACAAGGUUCACGAGGACCUGCAGAACGUUAUACGGUGGCGCUGCAGGAGUUGGCAGUAGCCUUCUGCGGCCAUUUCGACCAGCUGCAGGGCAGAGAAAGGUGCCUGGAGCGUCUGGUGGAGCUGUUUGGCGCUUGGAGGCCAGCUGUGGCCUUGCAGUGUCUUGGUGGCCUGAGGGAUGGGAGGGUGGCCGCGACCCUGCGCCGCGCCGAGUCCCGAAGGUCGCGGCGGCUGUCGCAGCGGGCGACGGCGGUGGAGGAGGUCUCAACCACUGCUACAGAAGAGUCAGGUUCGUCUUGGAAAUACGACCUCAUCCGCUCAGUGGGCGAGGAGUGCCAGACAGAGGCAGAGCUGCGGAAGCUGGUGGAGAAGAAACCGGACUUCGUCUGCUAUGAUGGCUUCGAGCCCUCGGGACGGAUGCACAUCGCGCAAGGGGUCUACAAAUCCGUCUGCGUGAACAAAUGCACGAAGGCUGGCGGGCAAUUCAUUUUCUGGGUGGCAGAUUGGUUCGCCCUCAUGAACGACAAGAUGGGUGGAGACAUCGAGAAGAUCCGCACCGUCGGGAAGUACCUCAUCGAAGUUUGGAAGGUCAUUGGGAUGGACAUGUCUAAGGUGAAGUUCCUUUGGUCUUCCGAUGAGAUCAGCCGUCGCGCCGAGGAGUAUUGGGGUCAGGCGCUUGACAUUGGAAGCCGCACGACUUUGGCUCGGGUGAAGAAGUGCUGUCAGAUCAUGGGGAGAGGUGAAGACUCCCUGACAGCCGCGCAGAUCCUCUACCCCUUGAUGCAGUGCACGGACAUCUUCUUCUUGAAGGCAGACAUUUGCCAAUUGGGUGUCGAUCAACGCAAGGUCAACAUGCUUGCAAGGGACUAUUGUGAUGCAGCAGGGCGGAAGUUGAAGCCGGUGAUCCUCUCGCACCAUAUGCUCUAUGGCUUGAAGAAGGGCCAGGCCAAGAUGUCCAAGUCCGAUCCAGACAGCGCCAUUUUCAUGGAAGACGCUGCAGAGGACGUGACCCGGAAGAUUCUGAACGCCUACUGUCCCUCCGCGCCGGAAGACCAAGAAGCCACGUCGCAAGAGGGCAUGUCCCUGGUGGAGGAUGCUCUGAAGAAUCCUUGCUUGGAUUACAUUCAGUACACCUUGUUCUCCAGAGAAGACUUUCGCUUUCAAGUGGGAGAACAGGUAUAUGAGAGCUUCCAGGACUUGAAGGAUGACUUUGUCCAAGGAAAGCUUGAGGAGGCCCUUUUGAAAGAGAGCUUGGCCAAUGAGGUCAAUUCGCUGCUGGAACCUGUCCGAAGACAUUUCGAAGAGGACGCGGAAGCCAAAGAGCUCCUAGAGAAGGUCAGUGCCUGGCGUCGGGGCGAGGACAUUGUCAUCAAGUCCUUUCCGACUCACUUGGGCUUGGAUCUGGGUGCAGAGGCUCUUGCGGUGGUCUUUGCACCCUUGCCCUCUGAGUUGCUCCGUCUCUCCGAUGUCUUCCAGGUCUUAGAAAGCCUCCGCAGCGCUGAAGGCAAGCGAGUGCUUUGGCUCCAGGACUGGAGCGCCAAAGCUGUCGGGGCGGCCGGCGGAUCAGUUGAUUGCGUCAAGGGCUUCUACCAGUUGCUGUUGCAUGGCUUGAAUGCGCUCGACCCCGAGCUCAUGAGCGAGGUCACGGUGCAGUGGCAGGGCGAGGCCAUCCUGUCCGGGCCUUCGGACUAUUGGACCUCCGUGAUCAAUGCAGGUCGUCAGUGCUCACUGGAGGCCAUUCGUGGGGCCUUGGCAGCGGAUGAGGAGCUGGAGAUUGCUGGGCAGGUCGUUGCAACAAUCAUGCACCUGGGCGACGUGCUUGCGCUGGUGGGAGGACGUGAGGUUGUUCUAUAUGCCACAUCGCGGCAGAGGAACAUGCACGACCUGGCAGCCAAGCACGCAGAGGCUUGCGGCUUUGCGGCUCCAGAGAUCCAAGUGGUGGAUGCGACCUCCCUGAGACUUCAAGCCGAUGGAGAGGGUUUAGAGGUGGAUACCCAGAUCCUCCUCACGGAUUCGGAGAUGGAUAUCAACCGAAAGUUCAAGAAGGCCUUCUGUGAGCCCGGCAACGUGGACUUCUGUCCACCGGUGAACUGGGUUCAGGCGCUCUUGACGAAUUUCCAGCUGAAGGAUUUCGUGGUCUCUCGCAAAGAGCAGAACGGCGGUGAUUUGCGCUACGAUGACCUCCAGAAGCUUCGGGAGGACUUUGGAGCGGAGGUGCUGCACCCUGGCGACCUGAAGCCCUCGUUGGCCAAAACCAUGAACUCUGCGAUGGCGAAGCUCCGCGAAGGGCUGAAGAGUAAAGACCUCAAGACUGCGCAGAAAAAGCUCGCGAACUAUGCCAAAUCGCUAAAAAAGAAGCAGAAAUGA
Molecule: messenger RNA, 3774 nt
Organism: Durusdinium trenchii
Lineage: Eukaryota; Dinophyceae; Suessiales; Symbiodiniaceae
Source: the annotation of a GenBank genome assembly